This is a messenger RNA of Drechmeria coniospora, 882 nucleotides long. RefSeq names its product CBF/NF-Y family transcription factor. Gene Ontology annotation, biological process: DNA damage response; heterochromatin formation; leading strand elongation. The record is from RefSeq and is a predicted model, not a curated record. The transcript has 4 exons. Gene Ontology annotation, molecular function: chromatin DNA binding; protein heterodimerization activity. Lineage: Eukaryota; Fungi; Ascomycota; Sordariomycetes; Hypocreales; Ophiocordycipitaceae. Gene Ontology annotation, cellular component: epsilon DNA polymerase complex; CHRAC. Bases 1 to 882 code for a protein of 293 amino acids.
AUGCCACCGCGCAAGUCUGACCAGCGCAAGAGCGACGCUUCCCUGGUUACCUUUCCCGCCAUCCCCCACGACGACAGCGCCAUCUCGCAGACGGCGUCGCAUACCCAGCAGUCUGUCCCGGCUGCCGCGGCGGCCUCCGACAAGAAGGACAAGGACAAGGACAAGGACAAAGAUGGCGUGUCCAUCGAGGACCUUGGAUUCCCCAAAUCUGUCAUCUCGCGGCUCGCAAAGAGCGCAUUACCACCAAACACCCAAAUCCAAGCGAAUGCAAUUCUCGCCAUGAGCAAGAGCGCAACUGUUUUCGUCAGUUACUUGGUGUCGCAUGCCAAUCAACACACUGUCAACGCGGGCAAGAAGACGAUCAACCCGGAUGACGUGUUCAAAGCACUCGACGAUACCGAGUUCUCCUUUCUGCGGGAGUCUCUCGAGGCCGACUUGGCAAAAUUCAUGGCGAUGAAGAACGAAAAACGGACGUCGUCGAAGAAAAAGGUGGGCGCCGGCAAGGGCGACGCUGCCAAUCCGACCGAGGACGUGGAAAUGGCCGAUCAAACUGUCAGCUCGUCCAAGGCGGAUGUGUCGACCAUGUCGGCCUCGGAUGGGCCCCGAAAUAAAAAGGCCCGUCUCGACCAGGACGAGACGGAGGAAGAAGGGGAGAAGGAGGCGGAGGAGCAAGAGAUGGAGGCGGAGGAAGAGGAGGAGGAGGAAGAGGAGGAGGCAGAGGAGGAAGAGGAGGACGACGAGGAUGAGGAGGCAAACGACGACGAGGAAAAUGGGGAGAGGAGAGCGGAGAGCGGAGAUGACACGCAGGACGCGCUCGAGUUGAAGCAAGACGACGAGGACGACGAGAGGGACGAGGCGCUCGAUGGUGACGAGAGCGAUUGA